Messenger RNA from Thalassophryne amazonica, 3902 nucleotides. RefSeq names its product RNA-binding protein 15-like. The transcript has a single exon. Gene Ontology annotation, cellular component: nucleus. The coding region runs from base 173 to 2731 and encodes 852 amino acids. Gene Ontology annotation, molecular function: mRNA binding. Gene Ontology annotation, biological process: regulation of alternative mRNA splicing, via spliceosome. The record is from RefSeq and is a predicted model, not a curated record. NCBI's taxonomy places the organism in Eukaryota, Metazoa, Chordata, Actinopteri, Batrachoidiformes, Batrachoididae.
AGUUUCGCGCAGACUUUACAAAAUGGCGACUGUUGUUGAUUUGUUGCGGAGUCCGUGAAUAAACCGUUCGUUAUUUAUAUAUUUUGUUUUUACAAGUUUAUGCAUUAAUUUUCAAGAAAAAAAAUCACUACAAUUCCAACAAGUGCCAAGGGUUGGCUCCGCGAGGACUGAAAUGAAAGGUAAAGAGCGGUCGCCCAUUAAAAAACGCUCCAGGGCCUUGGACGAGCUCCGGGACAGAGGAGGAGGAGGAUGCCACCCGAGCAGCAAGAAAAUGGGCGCUCUGUCUAUUUCCACUGGUAGUAACAGUGGCAACACCUCCGCCAAAAGCGACGGCGGCUCGACCAGAAGGAGCCUGCUCGGGGAGAAGCGAGACAGAGACUUUGACGGCCACAGCCGGACUGGAAACAACCACAGCUGUCAGGGAGCCGCGGCUAGCUCGGUGGCUAAGAACCACAGCCUGGGCAUGCCGUUGGACGUAGUCCCGCCGAGGGCCGCGGCGCGCGGGGAGCAGCGGGCUCAGCUGCCCGGCGCCGAGAGUGAGUACAAAACCCUUAAAAUCAGCGAACUGGGCUCCCAGCUCAGCGACGAAGAUAUAGAAGAUGGACUUUUUCACGAGUUUAAGAAAUUCGGUGAUGUUAGCGUUAAGUUAAGCCGCAGCAACGACGAGCGGAUAGCCUUCGUAAAUUUCCGGAAGUCGGAGGACGCCCGAGCCGCCAAGCAUGCCCGAGGCCGGCUGGUUCUGUACGAGAGGCCGCUGAAAAUAGAGGCGGUGUACGGCAACAGGCGGAGGAGCCGCUCCCCUGUGGAGAGGGAGCUGUGCGGAGCAGCUCAGAGCCACAGACACUUGCAGAGGCCCUUGUCGCCCACGGGGCUCGGAUACAGAGACUACAGGCUGCAGCAGCUGGCCUUAGGACGGCUCCCUCCUCCCCCACCUCCCCCUUUGCCCAGAGACCUUGAGCGGGAUAGGGAGUUUGCCCUAUUCGAGGCCAGAACACGCCCGGCGUUCAUCGCAGAACGUGCAGCUUUUCGUGAGAAGGAUUUUUUAUCUCCAGUAGAUGACCAAAGAGCCAACAGGACAUUGUUUUUGGGCAACUUGGACACAGCUGUAACAGAGGCAGACUUACGUAGAGCUUUUGAGAGGUUUGGAGUUAUAACAGAGGUGGACAUUAAAAAAGCCUCGCGGGGACAAACCAGCGCAUAUGGUUUUUUGAAAUUUGAGAAUCUUGACAUGGCUCACCGUGCUAAACUCAGUAUGUCUGGCCAAAUAGUGUGUCGCAACCCCAUAAAGAUAGGCUAUGGUAAAGCCACUCCAUCCACACGUCUGUGGGUAGGUGGUCUUGGUCCAUGGGUACCUUUGGCUGCCCUGGCUAGGGAGUUUGAUCGCUUUGGUACUAUAAGGACCAUUGACUACAGAAAAGGGGACGCUUGGGCUUACAUUCAGUAUGAAAGUUUAGAUGCUGCACAAGCGGCAUGCAAACACAUGCGGGGCUUCCCGCUGGGAGGUCCUGAGAGAAGACUCAGAGUGGACUUUGCAGAUGCUGAGCACCGUUAUCAACAACAGUUCCUGCAGCCUCUCCCGAUAUCUCCAUUUGACAUGGUGGCAGAGUCAUUUGUCCAUCGAGCCACACCUGAACCUUUGAGGGUCAGGGAAAGGACUCCACCUCCACUUCACUUUAGAGAGCGAGAACUCUUUCCUGGUACUGAGUGGCCCAACCCUGCUGUUCGUGAACGUGUUCGUGCCUCAGCUUUUGAGCCUCUAGACCACUUGGAACGUGAUCGGCGGCCACGGGAGCCUUGGUCUUUGGAAAGGGAGCUGCAAGGACGUGAACCUGUAUGGAAGAGACGCAUAAUGGAAGAUGGUCGUCAUAUAGACCACUCCCCCGACAGCACCGAGAGGACAAUAAGGCGCAGACGUACCUCUCCAGAAGGCAGUCCCGGGGGUAGCAGCAGAGAUGGAGGGCGAUUCAGUGACUCGGAGCGUCCCCUCCGGAGUGAGAGGUCCUCUCCGACACGGGAACGUCACAGUAGUAUGGAAAGGGGUGGGGUUGAACGAAAACUCAAAAGUCAGAGUCUCUCUGACAAAGGACCUGCAAGCAGUGUUGUUUCUACAGUGGGAGAGAGAAAGCGCAGAGCAGGAGAUGGCAGUAAAGGGCCAGCUAAGAGAGAACGCUCUGAUGGCAGCUCCAAAGGAGGCCAGCCAUCCAAGCCAGAUGGCACCAAGCUGAGUUUGGCAUGGCAUGGUAUGCUGCUGCUGAAGAACAGCAACUUCCCGGCCAACAUGCAUCUUCUGCAGGGUGACAGCAGUGUAGCCAGCGACCUGCUUAUUGACGGCACUACACGGCGGCAGGUGAGCGAGCUAAAGAUCACCCAGCGUCUCCGCCUGGACCAGCCCAAGCUCGAUGAGGUUUCGCGACGCAUCAAGAUGGCGGGGUCAGGAGGCUACGCCAUCCUGCUGGCGGUUCCUGGAAGAACAGGGGAUGCAUCUUCAUCUGACCCUGCUGCCUCGACUCAGCGGCCACUUCGCAACCUGGUGUCCUAUCUCAACCAAAAACAAGCAGCUGGCGUCAUCAGCCUGCCUGUGGGUGGGAGCAGAGAUAAAGACAACACAGGGGUUCUACAUGCAUUUCCUCCCUGUGAGUUCUCUCAGCAGUUCCUGGAUUCCUCUGCCAAAGCUUUGGCUAAAAGUGAGGAGGACUAUCUGGUCAUGAUUGUCGUCCGAGGAGCAUCCUAAAAAAACAGCACACCAAGAUUCAGUGUUUAAAAAACAAACAAACAUACAGUUGCCAGGAACUCUUGCAUGCUGUGUGUUGUGCGUCCACGGGGUAUACUGGUGUGGCUUUUUGUUUUCUGGUGGGGGGGGAUGUGUUGUGUUUUGCCAUGUAAUUUGCUAAUUGGGAAGAAUGUGUCUCCUUAAAAACAACAGGUGUGCUUAAAAGAUUCUCAAUGGGCAUGUAAUUGGUCAGAUUAACAAACGGUAAAAUGUUUCAGUGCAUCAAGGCAAAUGGAAGAAAUGAAAUGUAACUUAAUUCAACAAUACAAGUGGUAUAGGAAUAAAUUUACAUCAAAAUGCAAAAUCACAGCCAGCUCUACUCUAAAAGUAUAUAAGCAAAAUAGAAUGAGUUCACCUAACUGUAAAAUAAGACCGACAACAAAACUAGAAAAUUUGGUCUCAAAUAAUGGCCACUUACAUUAACGUCUCUGUUAUAUUGUUCAGCUUUUACAAAAACAUGACAAGUGUCACAAUAGAGAUGGCAAUUUUGUAACUUUGAGCCACUUUCUAAUGAUUUGAAUCUAUUUUUCUGCAACAUUUCAAAAUCUGCUGUCUUGUUAUUGCAACAUCUGGAGUCAGAAUUAUAUGCUAUUAUAAAUUAGUUGAAGUGAAAUUUGAGGGAUGUAUCCUAAGUUGUAAAUGCUAAGCCUUUGAAUGAGUUGGGAGCAAAUUGAUCUGAGGUGUUGAAAUUGCCAUCUCUGCUUUGGUAAUGUGAUUUGUUUUCAUUAAUUUAUUUUGGAUUGCAUUGAUACUCGUCAUUGUGUAUGUUUCUUUGUGUAACAGAGGGACAUGGACAAUGCCCAUGUGAUAGCUUUGCAUUACGGUGCAAUAAUGGUUCUAUGUUUAAAAAUAUUCCAAUGGUUAAGUAUCAAACUCAGACUUGGUAUUUUUGAGUUUAAAGGACCAUGUCAAUCAUUUUGGUGUGCAAUAAGCCUUGCGUUACUAAAUAUUCUGAGGCCCAAAACUAAGAAGAAAUGAAAGGUACACUUGCAUUCUUUUACUGUCCAUUGGUUUCAUUACAUUCUGAUAAAACUGAAAUCAGCGUGGUCAUAUUUAAGCAGUUAUUAGAGGUGUAUCCAACAUCGUAAACAAGCAUAACUGUACUGUGGAUAUUUUAGCUGUUGUUUCCACU